Molecule: messenger RNA, 4880 nt
Organism: Hippopotamus amphibius kiboko
Lineage: Eukaryota; Metazoa; Chordata; Mammalia; Artiodactyla; Hippopotamidae
Gene: PITPNM1
Product: phosphatidylinositol transfer protein membrane associated 1
Exons: 24
Coding region: 917-4651 (1244 amino acids)
Biological process (GO): phospholipid transport
Cellular component (GO): cytoplasm
Molecular function (GO): phosphatidylinositol transfer activity; metal ion binding; phosphatidylinositol binding
Source: RefSeq, a predicted model, not a curated record
UUCCCCCAGGACCUGUGAAACACUCAAGGAAAGAGAACUGGUUUCCAACACGGGUGAGACCCAGCUCGUGCUGCCGUGCCCUGUCCCAGUGCCUUCUAGCCAACUGGGUGUGGCUCCAAGAGCCCGGCCUAGGCUGUCUCAGCCUUUGCCCAGGGUCUGGUGGCUGUUGGCCAGACUUGUGGACCCAGAAGAUACAGGUGGGGAACGCUGUGGAGCCCCAUUCAGGGACUAGCCCAAAGAUGUGGAGUGACUACGGGCCUCUCCCUGUGUGUGUGGCUGAAUGACCCUAGAGGUCUGGGGCAGUGGAACCCCACCAGCUAGGCAGAGGCAAGUCAGAGACCAGCUUCUGGCCAGACUUUGGACAGGGAAGCAUUUCCCCCACCCCGGGCCCCAGGUUCCAAAGGCCUGGGAAGUUAGGGAUAGGACUUGUCAUAUUUCCGUAGCACACAGGAGGGCUGGGCCAGGGUGGAGGUGGCAACCCAGAGUGCUCUGGGGAUCCCAAAGAACACAGCGGGACUAAAAAGCGGCUGCAUUUGGAGAAGGGCCUCUUCCUCCGCCGCCUUGGGGAAGGAAGGCUGGGGCCACCCUCCUCCGCCGCGGGCGGGGCUGCCCGGACCCCGCCGGGGUGGGGAGGGCCGCCGGGCCCAGGAAGGGGGCGGGGCGGCCGCAGUGACGCGGCGGGCGGCGGGGAGGAACCGCAGGGGCGCCGGCGGGCAGACCGGGAGAAAGGUCGGGGCCAUGGGCCGGCGCUGCGCCUCCAGAGGGUCCGGCCACUGCUGGAAUUCGAGGCCGGGGCUGGGGGCGCUCCGGGCUCCGACCCGCGGCCCGUCGGCCCCCGCCCGUACCGGGUGAGGGGCUCCCGCCCUAAACUAGAGGAGGAGCGGAGGCCGCGCGCGGCCGGCCGAGAGCCUUCAGGAUGCUCAUCAAGGAGUACCACAUUCUGCUGCCCAUGAGCCUGGACGAGUACCAGGUGGCCCAGCUCUACAUGAUCCAGAAAAAGAGCCGAGAGGAGUCGAGUGGCGAGGGCAGUGGCGUGGAGAUCCUGGCCAACCGGCCCUACAUGGAUGGGCCCGGCGGCAGUGGGCAGUACACACACAAGGUGUACCACGUGGGCUCCCACAUCCCAGGCUGGUUCCGGGCACUGCUGCCCAAGGCCGCCCUGCAGGUGGAGGAGGAAUCCUGGAAUGCCUAUCCCUACACCCGAACCCGGUACACCUGCCCCUUUGUGGAGAAAUUCUCCAUUGAAAUAGAGACCUAUUACCUGCCUGAUGGGGGGCAGCAGCCGAACGUCUUCAACUUGAGCGGGGCGGAGCGGAGGCAGCGCAUCCUGGAUACCAUCGACAUAGUGCGGGAUGCAGUGGCCCCAGGCGAGUACAAAGCAGAAGAGGACCCCCGGCUGUACCGCUCGGCCAAGACGGGCCGGGGACCGCUGGCUGACGACUGGGCACGCACAGCGGCCCAGACGGGGCCCCUCAUGUGCGCCUAUAAGCUGUGCAAGGUUGAGUUCCGCUACUGGGGCAUGCAAGCCAAGAUUGAGCAGUUCAUCCACGAUGUCGGUCUGCGUCGGGUGAUGCUGCGGGCCCACCGCCAGGCCUGGUGCUGGCAGGACGAGUGGACAGAGCUGAGCAUGGCUGACAUCCGGGCACUGGAGGAAGAGACUGCCCGCAUGCUGGCACAGCGCAUGGCCAAGUGCAACACAGGCAGUGAGGGGCCCGAGGCCCAGCCCCCAGGGAAGCCAAGCACUGAGGCCCGGGCUGGGGCCAGCCAUGCUGGCACCCCCGAUGGGCCCGAGGUCCCCCCAGGACCUGAUGCCUCGCCUGAUGGCAGCUUCAGCAAGCAGUGGUCCUCAUCCUCCCGUUCCUCCUACUCAUCCCAGCAUGGAGGGGGCGUGUCUCCCCAGACUUUGUCCGAGUGGCGCAUGCAGAACAUUGCCAGAGACUCUGAGAACAGCUCUGAGGAGGAGUACUUUGAUGCCCAUGAAGGCUUCUCGGACAGUGACGAGGUCUUCCCCAAGGAGAUGACCAAGUGGAAUUCCAAUGACUUCAUCGACGCCUUUGCCUCCCCCACGGAGGCUGAGGGGGUGCCAGACCCUGGACCUGAGGCCACCAAAGACAUCGGGGACGGGCCCCGAGCACCCAGGGACUCGGAAGGCCCAGACGGAGCGGGGGAACUGGGGGCAGAGACAUGUGCAGUCCACGCCCUCUUCCUCAUCCUGCACAGCGGCAACAUCCUAGACUCGGGCCCUGGAGACACCAACUCCAAGCAGGCGGAUGUGCAGACGCUGAGCCUGGCCUUCGAGGCCGUCACCCGCAUCCACUUCCCCGAGGCCCUGGGCCACGUGGCGCUGCGCCUGGUGCCCUGCCCGCCCAUCUGCGCCGCUGCUUACGCUCUUGUCUCCAACCUGAGCCCCUACAGCCAUGACGGUGACAGCCUGUCCCGCUCCCAGGACCACAUUCCACUGGCUGCCCUGCCGCUGCUGGCCACCUCCUCCUCCCGAUACCAGGGUGCUGUGGCCACGGUCAUUGCCCGCACCAACCAGGCCUACGCCGCCUUCCUGCGCUCGGCCGAGGGCGCCGGCUUCUGCGGGCAGGUGGUGCUGAUUGGGGACGGCGUCGGUGGCAUCCUGGGCUUUGACGCGCUCUGUCACAGUGCCAGCACGGGCACCGGCAGCCGCAGCAGCAGCCGCCGAGGAAGCAUGAACAAUGAGCUGCUCUCCCCGGAGGUCGGCCCAGUGCGGGAUCCCCUGGCAGAUGGGGCGGAGGGGCUGGGUCGGGCCAGCCCAGAACCCUCAGCCCUGCCCGCCCAGCGCACCCCCAGUGACAUGGCCAGUCCUGAGCUCGAGGGCUCUCAAAACAGCCUGCAGGCAGCCCCCCCAGCCACCUCCUCCGGGGAGCCCAGGCGGGCAAGCACAGCUUCCUGUCCACCCACUGCCGCCUCUGAGGCUCCCGAUGGUCCCACCAGUGCCGCCCGCCUUGACUUCAAGGUCUCCGGCUUCUUCCUCUUUGGCUCCCCACUGGGCCUGGUGCUGGCUCUGCGCAAAACCGUGAUGCCCACGUUAGAGGUGGCCCAGAUGCGGCCAGCCUGUGAGCAGAUCUACAACCUCUUCCACGCGGCUGACCCCUGUGCCUCCCGCCUUGAGCCCCUGCUGGCCCCCAAGUUCCAGGCCAUCGCCCCACUGGCCGUGCCCCGCUACCAGAAGUUCCCUCUGGGAGACGGCUCAUCCCUGCUGCUGGCCGACGCUCUGCAGACCCACUCAGGCCUCUUUCUGGAGGAGCUGGAGAUGUUGGUGCCCUCAACACCCACCUCUGCCAGCGGUGCCUUCUGGAAGGGCAGUGAGUUAGGCAAUGACCCGCCAGCCCAGCCAGCUGCCCCCAGCACCACCAGUGAGGUGGUUAAGAUCCUGGAGCGCUGGUGGGGGACCAAGCGGAUUGACUACUCGCUGUACUGCCCUGAGGCGCUCACCGCCUUCCCCACCGUCACGCUGCCCCACCUCUUCCACGCCAGCUACUGGGAGUCGGCUGAUGUGGUGGCUUUCAUCCUGCGCCAGGUAAUUGAGAAGGAGCGGCCCCAGCUGACCGAGUGCGAGGAGCCGUCCAUCUACAGCCCGGCCUUCCCCAGGGAGAAGUGGCAGCGCAAACGCACCCAAGUCAAGAUCCGGAACGUCACUUCCAACCACCGGGCGAGCGACACGGUGGUAUGCGAGGGCCGCCCCCAGGUGCUGAACGGGCGCUUCAUGUACGGGCCCUUGGACGUGGUCACGCUCACCGGCGAGAAGGUGGACAUCUACAUCAUGACGCAGCCGCUGUCAGGCAAGUGGAUCCACUUUGGCACCGAGGUCACCAACAGCUCGGGCCGCCUCACCUUCCCGGUGCCCCUCGAGCGUGCGCUGGGCAUCGGUGUUUACCCGGUGCGCAUGGUGGUCAGGGGCGACCACACCUACGCCGAGUGCUGCCUGACCGUGGUGGCCCGCGGCACUGAGGCCGUGGUCUUCAGCAUCGACGGCUCCUUCACCGCCAGCGUCUCCAUCAUGGGCAGCGACCCCAAGGUGCGCGCAGGCGCCGUGGACGUGGUCAGGCACUGGCAGGAUGCAGGCUACUUGAUCGUGUACGUAACGGGCCGGCCCGAUAUGCAGAAGCACCGUGUGGUGGCCUGGCUGUCACAGCACAACUUCCCCCACGGCGUCGUCUCUUUCUGCGAUGGCCUCACCCACGACCCACUGCGCCAGAAGGCGGUGUUUCUGCAGAGCCUGGUGCAGGAGGUGGACCUGAACAUCGUGGCCGGCUACGGGUCCCCCAAAGACGUGGCCGUAUAUGCGGCGCUGGGCCUACCCCCAAGCCAGACCUACAUCGUGGGCCGCGCCGUGAGGAAGCUGCAGGCGCAGUGCCAGUUCCUGUCAGAUGGCUAUGUGGCCCACCUGGGCCAACUGGAGGCCAGCUCCCACCCUCAUGCCCCCGCGGGACCCUCGAGGGCCACCCUGGCCAAGAGCAGCUAUGGCGGGGCUGCCCCUGUGGACUUCCUCCGAAAACAGAGCCAGCUGCUUCGCUCAAGGGGCCCCAGCCAGGCGGAGCGGGAGGGCCCAGGGACGCCGCCCACCACCCUGGCACGGGGCAAGGCCCGAAGCAUCAGCCUCAAGCUGGACAGCGAAGAGUGAGGCCCAAACUGUGGCUGGACUUGGGUUAUUUAUUCACACACUCGAGGGACCCAAGUGGCCGCAUGUGGAAGGCUGGGCCCCCAGCCCCAGGUCCUGCAUCUCGGUUUGCCCCUCACUGUUAGUUCCCUUUCACGUUGGGGGACCCAGCCCUGAGGGUGGGAGGAGGGAGCAGAAAGGGCCCAGAGGCGUUUCCAGUGUGUGCAAAUCCAUGGAAAUAAACACCACCUGC